AUGAGCAUGAAAGAUCUCACAGAGGUGAGAAGCCGUAUUCCUGUCCUGGGUGCGGAAAAUGUUUUUCACAGAAAUCCAAUCUUGUCAGACAUCAGAGAUCUCAAAUGGGAGAUAAGCCAAAUCCCAGCUUAUCGUUUCAUCAGAGAUCUCACACAGAAAAAGCCGGUUGAUAUUCCUGUACUGAGUGCGGGAAAUGUUUCCGUUUUAAUUGCUAUUUUAAUGAACAUAAAAGAAUUCACACAGGAGAGAAGCCGUAUUCCUGUCCUGAGUGUGGGAAAUGUUUUUCACGGAAAUCCAUUCUUUACAAACAUCAGCAAUCUCACACGGGGGUAG
This is a messenger RNA of Staurois parvus, 333 nucleotides long. Lineage: Eukaryota; Metazoa; Chordata; Amphibia; Anura; Ranidae. The record is from the annotation of a GenBank genome assembly.